GUUGCACUUAAAUCCCCCUUUGGAGGCAAAGCUGCUGUUGAGAUUAGUGUAACUACCGGCGUCUCUCCACGGACAAUUGACUCUAUCUACCAGAGAGCAUGUCAGAGAGGAUUUGACCCACACGCCGCUGCUCUUGAGCUCCUCCCAAAGUAUCUUGAAGACGCCCCUCGUACAGGGCGCCCACGCAAGCAAGAACGGAUACAAGAGGAGAUUAUACAGAAGGUUCGGCGUAAUAGAUAUGGACGCGAGAAGAGCUGUGCUGACAUAGCUGCAGAGCUUUGUCAGUUAGGCCAUCAAGUCUCUCCAAAUCCUGUCUGGCGGAUACUUAAAGCUUCUGGAUAUAAGAAGACUUAG
Molecule: messenger RNA, 354 nt
Organism: Alternaria burnsii
Lineage: Eukaryota; Fungi; Ascomycota; Dothideomycetes; Pleosporales; Pleosporaceae
Exons: 1
Source: RefSeq, a predicted model, not a curated record